AUUUUGCGUCACUUCCUCGUUGUGAGAUCAGGUAGACUGUGGUCGCCCGAGGCGGUUCCGUUCUUCUAGCGGCGCGCGCAUAUUAUGUACUUCUCGUUAUUUUUGGAGUAAGUCGUCGUUGUAAUUAAAGCCGCCCGGACACUUGUGGAGCAUGGCUUGCGCCGACUCAUCCGUCGACUUGUGGGCGAUUCCUCUGGUUGCUCUGAAUAUGACGGUGAGGAAAAAGUUAGGACUCUACCUCAACCCCAAAACCACGGUGGCGGCGGACUGGAUGGCUGUUGCGGAGGCCAUGGACUUCACUUACCUGGAAAUCAAGAACUAUGACAGCUCUGAGAACCCCACCAGAAAAGUUCUGGAGGACUGGCAGUCGCGGUCGACGGACGCGACGGUGGGGAAGCUGCUGUCCAUCCUGAGCAACGUGGAGAGAAAUGACAUAGUGGAGGAUCUGCGAGCGUUGAUAGAUGAGGAUGUCAGAAAGUACUGUGAGAAUCAGAAGAAGUCAUCCGAGCCCCCUGUUCAGGUGCCUGAGGUUGACAGCUGUGUCGCGCGCUCCCUCGAGAGGUGUGCUCUCACCCGGGAGGAUGACCCCGAAGGUGCCCCUGAGCUGUUUGAUGCCUUCAUCUGCUACUGCCAGAGUGACUUUGACUUUGUGCAUGAGAUGAUCCAGCAGCUGGAGCAAACCCAGUACAACCUGAAACUGUGCGUGUUUGACAGAGACGUCCUCCCAGGCUCCUGCAUAUGGACCAUCACUAGUGAGCUGAUUGAGAAGAGGUGCAAGCGGAUGGUAGUGGUGAUUUCUGAUGAAUAUCUUGACAGCGACGAAUGUGACUUUCAGACCAAGUUUGCUCUCAGUCUCUGUCCUGGAGCCCGCAGUAAACGGCUUAUCCCAGUGGUGUACAAAACUAUGUCAAAGAAAUACCCCAGCAUCUUACGCUUUCUAACUAAGUGUGACUACACACGGCCUUGCACACAGACGUGGUUCUGGGUACGACUGGCCAAAGCUCUUUCACAGCCCUAAUUAUGGACCAAUUUGCAAUGAGUGUGUAGAUUCCAUCUAAUAGAUGUUUCUUGGACAUUGGUUAAAAAGUACAGUACAGGUUGAAUGAUCUGCUGAAGCUUGUGAUCCAUUUUCUGUUCCCACCUCAUUCCAGCUGUGGCAUGGCACACAUUUCUAUAUCAUUUCUGUAGUAUGAAACACAAGUUGUAAAUGUUUUGAUUGCACACAGCCACUAUUUAUGUACAUUUAUUAAAUCAAGACUGUUUUGUGUCUGUCCGGACGCGCCUAUAAAAGUGUUGUAUUUAUGCGAGUUAUAUUAGUACAGUAGGACGUGUUCCUCUUUGGGCCUCAAGCACUAAGUGUUCUGUAGAGGCUUGAGCUGGCCACUUCCUCUUUCAAGCCAGCUUCUAGAUUAGACUGAAGAUACAUAUUACAUUCAAGAUUUACUGACUGCAAAACAUUUUUGUCUCACUUUUUUAUGACUUCUUUACUAUCUUUUUUACUGUAAUUAAAAAAUAAAAGCAUCCAUUGUUGAUGAAAUUGUUUAAAUAUUGUUUCUUAAUAAAAUCAAUCAAAUAUA
Betta splendens (Siamese fighting fish) is the source of this 1577-nucleotide messenger RNA. It is a transcript of the gene myd88, whose product is annotated as MYD88 innate immune signal transduction adaptor. Gene Ontology annotation, cellular component: plasma membrane. Bases 152 to 1018 code for a protein of 288 amino acids. Lineage: Eukaryota; Metazoa; Chordata; Actinopteri; Anabantiformes; Osphronemidae. Gene Ontology annotation, molecular function: TIR domain binding; Toll-like receptor binding. The transcript is spliced from 5 exons. Gene Ontology annotation, biological process: defense response to Gram-positive bacterium; innate immune response; Toll signaling pathway. The record is from RefSeq and is a predicted model, not a curated record.